Colletotrichum navitas is the source of this 1560-nucleotide messenger RNA. RefSeq names its product ATP10 protein. The transcript is spliced from 2 exons. Lineage: Eukaryota; Fungi; Ascomycota; Sordariomycetes; Glomerellales; Glomerellaceae. Bases 242 to 1297 code for a protein of 351 amino acids. The record is from RefSeq and is a predicted model, not a curated record. Gene Ontology annotation, biological process: mitochondrial proton-transporting ATP synthase complex assembly. Gene Ontology annotation, cellular component: mitochondrial inner membrane.
GGCCCGAGACCCGCAAUGUCGGUUCAGUCUGCUUCUUAGCCCCUCUCUCGUCGGCUCUCUCCGCAUUGCAGCGGCGAUCCAUUUUCUUAUCGCCCGGUAGCCCCUGUGGCUUGGAGAUGAGGCGCAGGGUAGGACAUCGACACAUGUGGCGCGAAUUUUUCCACUGCCCAGACGCCAGAGGGAAUGACCAGACAUCUCAACGACAUUUGGCAUUCGCAUUGACUCUCCGGCCUUGAAUGCAAUGGCUUCAAUCACCCCAAUGCGUGCAAUGGCCCUGUCUAUGGGACUCUCAAGAAGGGCCUUCUCGUGCACUGUCUGCUCAUGCCGGCGCCACCUGAGCACCUCUCGUCCAUACCUCGCUGGCAAGCCUCCGGCACCGGCACCGGCCCCGGGCGCCGCUCCUCUAGAAACGGCGAAGCCCGAUCUCCCGGGGUCGGCCAUCCACGCCCCGCGUGCUUACGGACGGAAGGUCAAGGACUUCACGCCGCAGCCUCUGCCACGGCCCAUCGGCAUGGCGCACCCACCGCACCCGGAAGACAACUCAGGCGUCGACAGGAGGUCGCUGAAACAGCGGAGGGACGACUUUGUCGACUACGACAAACACCUCGUGCGCCGUAAGGAGCUGAAAGAAAAGAUGGCCCGCCCCUACUUUCGCGACUGGCGCAACAUGCAGUUUCACGAGGGCAAGUCCUUCAUCGCGCCCCCCUUGCCCUUCAAGGCCGACAUGUCGCUCUUCUUCCCCAACUUUGUCGGCGACACGCUCGAGAAGAACGCCAACAGCCCGCGCGACACGACGCGCGCGCUGCUCGGAAAGUUGUCCGUCGUCGCCGUGUACAGCAGCCAGUGGGCCGACAACCAGGCAAAGACCUUCAUUUCGCCCGAGGCGAACCCGGCGCUGCACGAGCUCCUAGCUAAGUCUCCGGGCAAGACGCAGAUUGUGCAGCUCAACAUUGAGGACAACAAGUUCAAGGCGUGGAUUGUCAGGCUCUUCAUGGGUAAUCUCCGCAAGCAGAUCCCCGAGCACCACUGGGGCAAGUACUUCCUCGUGCCCCGCGGCAUCACCGACGAGAUCAGCGAGUCCAUCGGCUACCUCAACAGCAAGGUCGGCUACGUUUACCUCGUCGACAACCUAUGCAGGAUACGCUGGGCUGCCAGCGGUCCCGCCCGCCCGGACGAGCGGGACAGCUUGGUGAAGGGCAUGAAACUGGUUCUUCACGAGUGGAACAAGGUCGAAAAGGCGGCGCUAGAGGCCGCCAAGGUCGAAGAGGCGGCGGGCGAGAAGAAGGAGAAGUCGUAAGCCGGGGGAGGGGGACAGCUUUUUAGGGUGGCUUUGUAAAGCCGAUAGCGUGCGACAGCCAGGUCAUGAAUGACCUGGCCCUAUUGCCUACAUACCCGUGUUUUUCUAGUGUACAGUAUGCACCAAAGAUACCCUCAAUUCGAGAAAAAAAACGUCCAUAAAAAUUCCCAAGAACGCCUCCGCAGUUCCCUUAUGCCGAUAUUAUCCCCAGUCGUAACGGCUUGUUGAAAAGAAACACGAUGAAAACACAAAAGGCCGUCGUC